AUGAGUGGCAUAUGUGUGUUGUGUCAGGUGGGGGAGUUCUUCCGCAGGAUAGCAUCUCAUCUGGAUACAGAGGAAGAGCUGCACUAUCAGGACCCUGAAGAGAAUCAGAACCCUGAUGAUGUCCAGAACCCUGAGGAUGUCCAGAACCCUGAGGAUGUCCAGAACCCUGAGCCUCAGACAGCAGAACCCCCAGGUGCGGACCCUGCUGACCCCGACGCCCCUGAGCUGACCAGCAGCUUGGCCGAGGGGGGAGGGGCCAUGGAGGCAGAGGCGGAGCUUCAGCAGCUGAGCGAAUCUCUGAACGAGGCUCGAGAGGAGGCGGGGACUCUCUACGCCCGCUGCCAGGAGACGGUUGCCGGGAUGCGCUCGGCGCUGGGGUCACACACCUGCCUUCUGCUGGAGCUCGACGCCGCUCCGGGCCUACAGGAAGUGGAGUCGGUGGUGCAGGAAGUCAACUCGGCCCUGCAGGAAGUAGAAUCAGCAGUACAGGAAGUAGGCUCCGCCCUGACGGGACUGUUCCAGGGGAUGACCAGCAACAACGGAAACGAGAAGAAGACAGGGGGGUCGCUAUGCCGACAGCUGCGCAGACAGCCGGCCAACUGCUGGAGACUGCAGGAACGAUGCAUCAGCUGCAGACAUGCCCUCCGCACAGAGUGUCCUGGUGUGUCGCAGCAGUACGGGGAGCUGCAGGAGCUGGUCCUGCUGGUGAACGCGUCGCGGCGUCAGUGUUCCGAGGUGACGCAAGUGGUGCUGAGGCACGUGGAACACACCCUCCUCUGGGCCAAUCAGAUGACGGCAAAACACGCCUGGGUCACCCACAUCACCAACAGCACCAGCGCUCCCAAACACAUCUUCAGCAUCAGCAAGCUGGCUCUUGGGGGCGGUGACCUAUCAGGACCGGAUCAGUAUCGGAGGCCUGGCAGGUGGAGGCGUGUCUAUUGGACUCUCCACCAAUCCCCAUGUCUGUCCCCGCCCAGCUGGACCCCGUUGACCCCGCCUUCAUCAACUACGUCACACAAGAGGCCCUGGAGGUCUUUAAGAACUCAAUCCCUACAGAGAGGCCGGACCAUGAAUGAAGAGCACCUGCAAACACACACACACACACACACACACACACUUGAGUGUCAGAACAUGGCUGCUACACACACACUCUCCUGACAGACAAGUCUAAGAACACGCCACACACACACAC
Messenger RNA from Alosa alosa (allis shad), 1192 nucleotides. RefSeq lists its product as uncharacterized. The coding region runs from base 1 to 1158 and encodes 385 amino acids. The transcript has 6 exons. The record is from RefSeq and is a predicted model, not a curated record. NCBI's taxonomy places the organism in Eukaryota, Metazoa, Chordata, Actinopteri, Clupeiformes, Clupeidae.